This is a messenger RNA of Anthonomus grandis grandis, 1016 nucleotides long. RefSeq lists its product as uncharacterized. The record is from RefSeq and is a predicted model, not a curated record. The transcript has 5 exons. The coding region runs from base 107 to 910 and encodes 267 amino acids. NCBI's taxonomy places the organism in Eukaryota, Metazoa, Arthropoda, Insecta, Coleoptera, Curculionidae.
UUGCUAUGAAAUUCAACGUUUUGCCUUGAAUUAACUUGAUAGAAAAGUGGUGAUUUUCAGCAAUUUUAAAAUACAUUUUAUCAUUUUAAAACUCCUAGAAAGCACUAUGCGGCUCUCAGGCUUCCCAUUUGGUAUACUCCUCAUAUUCCUGCAAUUCACAAAUGCAGUUUCACAUAAAUUACAUCAAACAAGAAAUCAAGCGCCUAAAAAAUGCGAUUUGGUAUGUCCAGGGGCUGCCCCAAUACCCCUUCCGUCCAGUUUAUUACAAAAUUGUACCGGCUCGGGUACAAACCCUGAAAGUACCACUACUAGUAGUACAACAAAACGACCUUCUACAAGUAGCACAACUGAGAGUAGUGAGGAAGAGGAAAGUUCUGAGCAAAAUGAGGAAGGGGAGGGUCGGAUAGCGAAAAGGCAGAAGAAAGAGAGAAGUAAAUCUACUCAUCAACAUCUUCGGAGGCGAAGUCACCAACAACGUAUGCGAAAACACACGCUCAUCCUAAAACCAGAAACCAAAUCCCAACUGUUUAAAAACCACAAGAAUUUAAAAGAAAAAUCACAGUUGGAUGGGUGUUACGUGCUAUGCGAUGGUGCCCCCAGUUCUCUGCCUCCCGGAGGGCCACCUUCAGAGACUGGAGGAGAUUCUGGAGAAGAUUCAGCGGAUGACAACUAUGUAGAGGGCGAAGAUACACCUAUAGAGAUCGUUUACGUGCCCCCCAAUGAAAAUAGUAACAAAAGGCCCUCAGAAACGUACGAGAUAAAUAAUUAUUUGGUGGAUCCAGUGCCUGCUUUUGGGUUUGGAUUUGAUCCCUUAUUUAUGGAAGGUAAACAUAAAAAUGUAAUGAAAAGAAAAAGCCACCGCAUAAGAAAAAUCACUGAUCAUAACAAACCGAUAAAGUCACACAAGUAAUUUUAAAUGUUUACAAGGAAACAUCUGCCUCUCAUUUUAAAUUUUUAUUUACUUACUUGUAACACUUUGUACCAAAACCAAUAAAUUAAUUAAAACUUAUAAACAA